Messenger RNA from Staurois parvus, 1290 nucleotides. NCBI's taxonomy places the organism in Eukaryota, Metazoa, Chordata, Amphibia, Anura, Ranidae. The record is from the annotation of a GenBank genome assembly.
AUGAUCACAGAAGAAAUGGAAAUGAAAGAUAGGAUUGAAAAAAGUAUUCAACUGUGCAGAAAGGAAAUAAAGACACUAUGCUAUGAGUUAUCAUUAGAGGAGUACAAGAUGGAUGAAAGUUUGACUAUUCUUCAGAUAGAGAGAGAUCUAAGAGUGAGAUUAGAGCUUCUUAUGAAACACAAGAAUGAACGUCUUGAGGAACUGAAGCUCCUACAAAAAGACGACCAGGAAUUAUGUUCUGAUCUUUGUGUUACUCCAUAUUAUAUACCAUCAGGGAGCAUACCAAGUCACAAACAGCUAGAAGAGCUCAAAGAGCACAUCAAGGUUCAGUCUGAAGAAAAGAAAAAACGCCUUGAGGUCUUUUCCUCACUUAGAGCAGAAAUCCGACAGUGUUUAGACGAAAUAGGACGACAGCCUGAAAAUUCCCUGGAGCGAGAUGCCAUCUGUGAGGAUGAAGAAGCUUUUUUUCUCACACCUCAGAAUAUUAAAGCUCUUAAGGUUUUAAAAGAACAGCUAGAAAUCAAAAAGGAAGAACUCUUAUCUAUUCUGAACACACUUAAAGAAAAAGUAGGGGAUUUAUGGAAUCUUUUGCAAAUUAGUCAGGAAGAGAGAGAAGUAUGUCAGAAGAUUUCUGGAAACCCUAUUUACGAUGUAAUUAAAGUGUGGGAAAAUGAGCUUGGACGACUGGAGGAGAUGAAGAUAGCGAAUCUGAAGCAAGUAAUCUUAAAGAUAAGGCAUGAACUAAAGAUAUACUGGGAUAAAUGUUUUUAUAGCGAAGAACAAAGAAAGGCAUUUGCACCAUACUAUAGUGAUGACUUCACAGAAGAUCUUUUAUCCCAGCAUGAUAAAGAAAUUGUGAGACUGAGAUUGCAAUAUGAAAAAUGCAAGCUAAUUCUUGAUUCCAUUGCCAAGUGGGAAGCAAACUGGUCUCAGUUUGUAGCUCUGGAGAAAAAGGCAUUAGAUCCUAACAGAUUCUCAAACCGAGGAGGAAGUUUACUGAAAGAGGAAAAGGAACGUGUAAAACUUCAGAAAUUACUGUCUAAGCUAGAGGAAGAUCUUAAGGCUAGGAUAGAAGUAUGGGAGGUGGAACAAGAAUGUCCAUUUUUGUUUAAUGGAAGCAAGUUUAUGGAUUAUGUUGCAAAUCAGUGGGAAACACUCAAACAGCAGAAAGAACGGGAGAAACAGGAUCGGGUGAGUGCUCUUCCAGUGCUUGUGGCAAAUAUGCAAUUUUCUGUCAUUCUCUACUUCCGGAGGUAUUGGUCUUAUGAUGGUGUGCUUGAUAUUUACUAA